CUUAGUCGAAGCAAAACCUCUCUCGAACAAGCAGUCCUCCUUUCCUGGUGUAUACUUUCGAAGCUUUCAACAAUGGCGGGGAAGAAGAGAGACAGAGCACAGCAAAAGCAUGAACAACCUUUUCUUGCAGAUGAACCUUAUUCUUCCGUAUCCAAAAAACGUUCUCGUGCUCCUAAGCAACAUCAACAACAUGAGAAACAAAUCUCAACAGACAUGAGUUCGAAAAUCUUGAAAGAAGCGUUAAUUCAACAGAAGGAAUUAGACGAUGAAGCGAAAAAAGAAGAUCCUUUCUCUUCUAUUUCAGAUGAAGUUGAUGCCGUUUCAGAUGAUAGUGAUGAUGAUGAUGAUGACCUAUUAGAUGGACUAUCUGAGACUCAAAGCCAAUAUAAUGGUGGUUUGGAAGAAGAAGUGGAUGAAGAAGAAAUGGAAAUAUUAGAGCAUUUUAUGUUAAAGAAACCUGGUAAUCCGCUCACGUUGUCCGACCUUAUUAUAAACAAAAUUAAAAAGAGCGAUGAGAAAGUCUCUUCAGAACCGAGGCCGCUUCCUAAAUUGGACAACUCUAUCAUAGACUUAUAUAAAGGAGUUGGAAAACUCUUUAGUAGAUACACUACGGGGAAAAUUCCAAAAGCAUUCAAACACAUUCCUGCAAUGCAACAUUGGGAGGAUGUGCUUUACUUGACUGAACCAGAGAAGUGGUCCCCUAAUGCAGUUUACCAGGCUACAAGAAUAUUUGCCUCCAAUUUGACCCCGAAAAAGGCACAGAGAUUCUACACCUUUGUAUUGCUCCCUCGAAUUAGAGAAGACAUCAGAAAGAAUAAGAGACUCCAUUUUGCUCUUUUUCAAGCUUUAAAAAAGGCUCUCUAUAAGCCAGCAGCCUUCAACAAGGGGAUAUUGUUUCCACUUUGUGAGUCAGGGACUUGCAAUCUUAGGGAGGCUGUCAUUGUUGGAAGCAUUAUUCAGAAAGUCUCUAUUCCCCCGCUUCAUUCUAGUGUGGCACUCAUGAAGCUCGCGGGAAUGGAGUACUGUGGGACCACAAGUUACUUCAUAAAGCUUAUUCUCGAUAAGAAGUACGCCCUGCCUUACCGUGUUCUCGAUGCCGUUGUUGCUCACUUUAUGAGAUUUCUUGAAGAUUCAAGGGUUAUGCCUGUAAUAUGGCACCAGUCUCUUCUAUCAUUUGUCCAGAGGUACAAGAAUGAACUAACGAAAGAGGAUAAAGAGAACUUUGAGCGUCUAGUUCGGCACCAGAAACACUACAUGGUUACAGAAGAAAUCAGGAGGGAGCUAAAGAACAGUCGAAACCGUGGUGAAAAGGAAGAUCCCAUGUCUAUCUCAUCUUCUGUUGUAAAGCCGAUUGAAGAAGAUCGGUUUAACUAUCCGGAAGUUCCAAUGGAAGAGGAAUGAGUACCCUGGCGAUCAGUAAAUCUGCAUAGGGAAGUACCAGUCCAGAUGUGCUUGAUAAAAUUUCUGUAUCCGGUCACUUGAUAAUACAAGGCAUAAUGUGGAAUACUUCGAUAUUUGAAGUAUCUUUCGUAGUUAUAUGAGGUUUUUAGUUGAGUCCGAAGACCAAUCUUAUGAUUUUCUGUUAUUAAGGUAUAACUCAAUCUUUAUUUAUCAUUGAGCGAAGUGUGUUCUUUAUUUAUUUUUGAUAGAAAUGUUAUUUAUUUCUAAUUUUUGAAACAAUGUGUGGGGUAAGGCAAUACAUAUACUGACUGAGCCCUCGGGUAAAUCUGUGCCAGAGGUCUCGAGUUAUUGUAAGAUGGAUCACUUGCUUUAGACAGUUUUCUCAUUUAAGUAAUCUUGUAUGCUGUAGAACAUGAGAUUACUGUGUAUAUAUAUAAUCUCUGAUAAACUGGGGAUUUAAUUUUUC
Papaver somniferum (opium poppy) is the source of this 1867-nucleotide messenger RNA. RefSeq names its product bystin-like. The record is from RefSeq and is a predicted model, not a curated record. Gene Ontology annotation, cellular component: nucleolus; preribosome, small subunit precursor; cytoplasm. Gene Ontology annotation, biological process: rRNA processing. The coding region runs from base 73 to 1401 and encodes 442 amino acids. The transcript is spliced from 10 exons. NCBI's taxonomy places the organism in Eukaryota, Viridiplantae, Streptophyta, Magnoliopsida, Ranunculales, Papaveraceae. Gene Ontology annotation, molecular function: snoRNA binding.